UUAUAAUCACAAAAUCCAAGUUUGCAGAUAAGCUACUUGUGACAAGCUUCCCUCCAAUAAACUAUCAACUGUUCAUUUAUGUGAAUAAUCUUUGCACCAUUAAAAAAUGGCUUUGGCUGUUGCUUCAACUGCACUGUCCUCAAACCUUCCAAUUAGAGAAAUUCCAGGGAAAUUAUAUCCGAAUCAAGUGAAGAAAUGUAUGGUUGGAAGUAGUAGUAAGGUGAAUGCAGCUAAAGGAGGAGUUUCAAGUGUUUGUGAACCACUUCCUCCAGAUAGGCCUUUGUGGUUCCCUGGUAGCACACCACCUCAAUGGUUAGAUGGCAGUCUUCCCGGUGAUUUUGGCUUCGACCCACUCGGAUUAGGGUCAGACCCAGAGACACUGAGAUGGUUUGCUCAAGCAGAGCUUAUGCACAGCAGAUGGGCAAUGCUAGCAGUAUCAGGCAUCCUAAUCCCGGAGUGGCUCGAAUCCAUUGGCUUUAUGGAAGACUUCAAUUGGUACGAUGCUGGAUCACGCGAGUAUUUUGCAGACCCAAUCACCCUAUUUGUGGUACAACUAGCCUUAAUGGGGUGGGUUGAGGGUAGGAGAUGGGCAGACUAUGUGAACCCUGGAUGUGUUGACAUCGAGCCUAAGGUUCCCCACAAGAAGAACCCAAAACCCGAUGUGGGUUACCCAGGGGGACUAUGGUUUGAUCCCUUGAUGUGGGGAAGAGGGUCCCCUGAGCCCGUCAUGGUUCUAAGGACUAAGGAGAUCAAGAACGGGAGGCUUGCUAUGUUGGCCUUUGUUGGGUUGUGUUUUCAAGCUGUUUAUACCGGUGAAGGGCCUCUUGAGAACCUCAGCAAGCACGUUGCUGAUCCCGGUCAUUACAAUAUCUUUUCGGCCUUCUCAUCACAUUGAUUCAUGCUAUCAGCUUCGAGAAAAUGCAGAGAUAAAGAUUUACUGUAUGAUCAUGAAAGAAUAUAUGCACAAACUAACAAAUAAAGGGUAGUAAUUUUUAUUGGUACUAAUUGAUUAUAGUCACAUUAAUGUAUUUAUAUUAUUUAUAGUAACUACUUGCAAAUGAUUGAAGUUUUUAACAAGCUAU
Chenopodium quinoa (quinoa) is the source of this 1082-nucleotide messenger RNA. RefSeq names its product photosystem I chlorophyll a/b-binding protein 6, chloroplastic-like. Gene Ontology annotation, biological process: response to light stimulus; photosynthesis, light harvesting in photosystem I. Gene Ontology annotation, cellular component: membrane. The transcript is spliced from 5 exons. Lineage: Eukaryota; Viridiplantae; Streptophyta; Magnoliopsida; Caryophyllales; Amaranthaceae. Bases 107 to 895 code for a protein of 262 amino acids. The record is from RefSeq and is a predicted model, not a curated record.